GGAAGCGCGAGCGCCGGGCGCCGGGCUGUCAGUGAGCGUGGGGCCAGCGAGCAAGCGAGCGAGCGAGCGAGAGAGAGCCAGCGAGCGGCUCCGGCUCCGCGCCGCGCCGCGCCCGCUCGCCUCUCCCCGGCCGCCGCCGCCUCCAGCCCGCGCCCCGCGCCCGGGGUCGCCCCUCGCCCCGCCGCCCCUCCCCCGCCCGCCCCCGCCCACCCCGGCCCUCGCCGGCUGCCGCUCCCCGGCGGAGGCAAGAGGUGGUUGGGGGGGACCAUGGCUGACGUUUUCCCGGCCAACGACUCCACGGCGUCUCAGGACGUGGCCAACCGCUUCGCCCGCAAAGGGGCGCUGAGGCAGAAGAACGUGCACGAGGUGAAAGACCACAAAUUCAUCGCGCGCUUCUUCAAGCAGCCCACCUUCUGCAGCCACUGCACCGACUUCAUCUGGGGGUUUGGGAAGCAAGGCUUCCAGUGCCAAGUUUGCUGUUUUGUGGUUCACAAGAGGUGCCAUGAAUUUGUUACCUUUUCUUGUCCGGGUGCGGAUAAGGGACCUGACACUGAUGACCCCAGGAGCAAGCACAAGUUUAAAAUCCACACCUACGGGAGCCCCACCUUCUGCGAUCACUGUGGGUCACUGCUGUACGGACUCAUCCACCAGGGGAUGAAAUGUGACACCUGCGACAUGAACGUUCACAAGCAGUGUGUGAUCAAUGUCCCCAGCCUGUGUGGGAUGGAUCAUACGGAGAAGAGGGGACGGAUCUACCUGAAGGCCGAGGUCACCGAUGAAAAGCUCCACGUCACGGUACGAGAUGCAAAAAACCUGAUCCCCAUGGAUCCCAACGGGCUUUCAGAUCCCUACGUGAAGCUGAAACUCAUUCCUGAUCCCAAGAAUGAAAGCAAACAAAAAACCAAAACCAUCCGCUCCACGCUGAACCCGCAGUGGAACGAAUCCUUUACCUUCAAAUUAAAACCCUCCGACAAAGACCGACGACUGUCUGUAGAAAUCUGGGACUGGGACCGAACAACAAGGAAUGACUUCAUGGGGUCGCUCUCCUUUGGCGUCUCGGAGCUCAUGAAGAUGCCAGCCAGUGGAUGGUACAAGUUGCUGAACCAAGAAGAAGGUGAAUACUACAAUGUGCCCAUUCCGGAAGGGGACGAAGAUGGGAACGUGGAGCUCAGGCAGAAAUUCGAGAAAGCCAAGCUGGGGCCCGCUGGCAACAAGGUGAUCAGUCCCUCGGAAGACAGGAAGCAGCCGUCCAACAACCUGGACCGAGUGAAGCUCACCGACUUCAACUUCCUCAUGGUCCUGGGAAAAGGCAGUUUUGGGAAGGUGAUGCUGGCGGACAGGAAGGGCACGGAAGAGCUGUACGCCAUCAAGAUCCUGAAGAAGGACGUGGUGAUUCAGGAUGACGACGUGGAGUGCACCAUGGUGGAGAAGCGGGUUCUGGCCCUGAUGGACAAGCCGCCCUUCCUGACACAGCUGCACUCCUGCUUCCAGACCGUGGACCGGCUGUACUUUGUCAUGGAAUACGUCAACGGCGGAGACCUCAUGUACCACAUCCAGCAAGUGGGAAAGUUCAAGGAGCCACAAGCAGUAUUCUAUGCAGCAGAGAUUUCCAUUGGGCUGUUCUUCCUUCACAAAAGAGGGAUCAUCUAUAGGGACCUGAAGCUAGAUAACGUCAUGCUGGACUCGGAAGGACACAUCAAAAUCGCUGACUUUGGGAUGUGCAAGGAACACAUGAUGGACGGGGUCACCACCAGGACCUUCUGUGGGACUCCAGAUUACAUCGCCCCGGAGAUCAUCGCUUAUCAGCCGUACGGCAAAUCCGUGGACUGGUGGGCCUACGGCGUCCUGCUGUAUGAGAUGCUGGCUGGGCAGCCUCCAUUUGAUGGCGAGGACGAAGACGAGCUGUUUCAGUCCAUCAUGGAGCACAACGUUUCCUACCCCAAAUCCUUGUCCAAGGAGGCCGUCUCCAUCUGCAAGGGGCUGAUGACCAAACACCCGGCCAAGCGGCUGGGCUGCGGGCCCGAGGGAGAGCGGGACGUGAGGGAACACGCCUUCUUCCGGAGGAUCGACUGGGAGAAACUGGAGAACAGGGAGAUCCAGCCGCCGUUCAAGCCCAAAGUGACUGUCUGUACCAAAACGCACUGGCUUCAGUGGGCAUCCAGGCCUUCGUGUGGCAAAGGAGCAGAAAACUUCGACAAGUUCUUCACGCGAGGGCAGCCCGUGCUCACGCCGCCGGAUCAACUGGUCAUCGCUAACAUAGACCAGUCUGAUUUCGAAGGGUUCUCGUAUGUCAACCCCCAGUUCGUGCACCCCAUCCUACAGAGCUCAGUAUGAAAGUCGCCGGCGAGACCCAGCGUGCCCACCCCUCCAGCCCCCAGCACCCCUAGCGGCGGGAAGUGAUCCUUAACCCUAAAAUUUUAAGGCCACGGCCUUAUGUUUUUGCUCCACAUGGAGGCCUGAAAAUUGUAGGGUUAUAGUCCCAAGGCGACCAGCUAUCCAGGGUCUCUCUCUUAAAACCAAGAACAUUAUGUUAGUGGAUACGCAAAUCGUGAACAGCGGCCGGUUUGAUCAUGUGGGAGUCGCACCUGGCUGUAGGCCAACCCCUCCUAGGUAGAAAGCAGGCCCUCGCCCCUCUUUUUUUUUUUUUUUUUUUUGGUACGAUUUGGUAUACUUCCCAUAUCCCGUGUCUGGCUGGAUUCUCUCCAUGAGGCUCCGCCCAAGCAGAGAUGCGAAAGUGAACCUGCCCCAGCCUGGUGGGCCGGAAGCACCUCCAACCAGGAGGUAAAGGAAUGGGGAGCCCGGAGAGGGGCGGGGGAGGUCUGCGAGCUGCCGACCACGGUCUGUGCCUCGGUGGAAACGACCGACCCCCUGGGUGUGAGAGGCCGGGACAAGACUACUUACUAUUCCCCGACAUCGACACGGCGUCACCAACUCUAGCCCAGCUUCCAAAACAAAAAAAAUCUCUGAUGAGCCUUGGGCGACGAUCUGUCCUCUGGUCCCCUGCUUGGUUGAUAACUGUCUUGACACUUGCAUUUGUUUUUGUUGUUUUUUUCCCCAAGAGGCCAAACCAUCAAGGACUUUGCUAAGUGAGCUUUUGUGGAAUCAUUUCAGAUCCAGGACGACGCGGUGUGUGCGCAUGUUCCUCUUGAUCUCGGGGAGAGUACACCCCGGUCCCGGGUGCCAUCAGUAACCAUGCCACUAACGCGUGUCAGCCAACCCCUGCCCCACCCCCACCGGUAUUUUGCUACCUAUGUUGUCACCCUCCCUAAGAAUCUGAAGUGUACGCCCCAUCCCCUUUUGUACUUAUUUAUUUAUUAAGCUGCAGUGACCUUUAGGAACGUACGAUGUUCAAUAACUUAACUUGACUCCAGCGUCAGUCCCCACCAAUAGACCCUCGUCCCGUUCCGAGGCCCUGACAUCCGCUUAGGGAUGGACGGCCACCCAGGUCGGGUUCCCAUUGAAUGACACACCUGGAGCUGUAGAAUCAGGACACCGGACGCUUUCUGGGUAGAAGGAUUUUAAUAAUGUUUUGCAGAUGCAUCAUGCAAUGAAUUUUGCAUGUUUAUAAUAAACCUUAAUUACAAGUGAAUCUAUAUUAUUGAUAUAAUCGUAUCAAGUAUAAAGAGAGUAUUAUAAUAAUUUUAUAAGACAUAAUUGUGCUAUAUUUGUGAAGGUUCAUGUUUCUAAUCAGCUUUUCUGGUUAAGUUUUUAGCUUAAUUCUUUGUUGUGGUGCCUCCCCGCCCCUCCCUGCUCCCUGCACAUGGGCCCUGUAGCUGACCUGUGAAUUUUUGUCACGUAGAUCAGACGUGAACGGCUCCUUCCCACGCCCAGUUAGGCUCUCGCUCUGCGUCUAUGUGCGUGCUCAAUCCUACCUGCAGACAGACGCGGUGUUGGUAGCGAUUACCUUAGAGAUGAGAAGCUCUGUUCACUUCUUAAUGCCACCUUGUGGUCGGGCCCCUCCCACUCUUCCUCUUGGGGGUAGCGGCAAGUCUUGUAGGCCACACGCAGGGGCCAUACAGGCACAGGUGGCGAUGUCACAGCCCCUGGGCUGAACCCUGCGUGUGUGUGUGUGUGUGCGUGUGCAUGUGUGUGUGUGUGUGUGCACAUGCAUACUACCUUUCAGCCUUGUGGCUGUUGGUGAUUCUGCGGUGGGAGGGACCGGGAGACUCCCUCCUUGUUCUGUGUCCCUGGGCACACUGGAAGCUUCCCCAAAUGACCUGAUGUUUGCUCCAGCAUGUGCAAGCUUUGCAAGUGGUGCCCUGUGGGUGCAGGGGUGAGGACAUCCGGCCUGGGGCCGUGUAAAGCCCCAGAAUCCUCUGGUCUGGCCCUGCCUUGGCAGUGGGAUUCAGGACGCACCAAACCCAUAGCAGGCUGAUUUCCAAGUUGAUAAUCGCGUAGAGCCCACAAAUGAUGUUACAGAUAUCCCAAUAGCCCUUGACAGAAAAAGCACCUGUCACCAGGAUUGGCCUCUCACAGCUCGGCCCAGACCCUCCCCCAGGGCGAGGGUCUCAGGAGCGCCAACUUCUGUAGCAUGAGGAAGAAGUACCAGCGAGCAAGGCAGUCGGUCCCUACUGCCAGCGGCCGUGCGUCCCCCAGCUGUUUGCACCAGCUUCACCUGCAGUGGGAGUGAGACCUAGGCUGUGCGCCUCGGCCCUAGCUCGAGGACCUCUGCAGGCUGCUGCUGGGCCACGCCCUCGCCGGGCACACAGAGCAGGGGCGGGUUUGUAGAAAGUGCCCAGGAGACCAAAGGGCCGGCUCCCCGUGCCGGGUGGCGCAGCAGCCAGGCUGACACCAGCCAGACCCCAAGAGACGAGGAGAGCCCUACCAAAGGGGUGCGUAGGGCUGUGGACCCUUUGCCUGGGGCUCCCUGGCUGCCUGCUCUUUCUGGCUGGGCAGCAGGGUCAGGCCCCCUGCAGACAGCCCACACCCAGCUCCCAAUCUGUCACUGAUGCUGGGAGAUCUCUCCAACCCCUCGGCUGGUGUGCGUCCUCUUAGAGUGCGUGCGAAAGCAUUUAAGGGACGGACCCUGGGCGUGGGGCCCAGCACUCUGCCGAAGGGACAGCGGGCUCUAGAGCGACUCAGAAGGGCAGGAAGGAAGAAGCAGGGCCGAGGGAGUGCUGCCGUGGGCUGGGCUGUUUGCACGGUGGAGGCUCUAGGCAGCUGAACAGGUGACUGUAAACAGCUCUCACCCCGCCCCCCACCAAAUCGGCCUAUGAAAGUCCAUACUGUUGUCCCGCAUCUGGGGCUGUGUGGAAAGUGACAGGGCAGGACAGGGCUUGCUGGGCCCGCUGCAGCCCCCUCGUGGGAGCCUGGCAUAGGAGGCCACCUUGGCUGGGGCAUCAAGUUCCCAGGGGACUCUCCACUAAGCCCCGGCUCUUGAGCACUGUGGCGUCGCCUGGGUCUGUCGGGGAGAACCCAGCACAGCCUGAUUCUCUGCAGGACCCACAAAAUCGCCUCGCGUUAAUUAGAGUGGGGUGGGGGCUCCCUCUCUGGCAGGGGCCCAUGGGCUGGCCGUGCAGAACCGUCUCCCGAGCUCAUCAGCCUUCCUCACUGUGACCUCGGGUAGAAAACCGGGGUGUCGGGCUGGCCCCGCGGCUCACUAGGCUAAUCCUCCGCCUGUGGCGCCAGCACACCGGGUUCUAGUCCCGGUCGGGGUGCCGGAUUCUGUCCCGGUUGCCCCUCUUCCAGGCCAGCUCUCUGCUGUGGCCAGGGAGUGCAGUGGAGGAUGGCCCAAGUGCUUGGGCCCUGCACCCCAUGGGAGACCAGGAGAAGCACCUGGCUCCUGCCUUCGGAUCAGCACAGUGCGCCGGCCGCAGCGGCCAUUGUGGGGUGAACCAACAGAAAGGAAGACCUUUCUCUCUGUCUCUCUCUUUCACUGUCCACUCUGCCUGUCAAAAAAAAAAAAGGCAAAGAAAACUGGGGUGUCCGGUGCUCUUGGGAAGCCCGGCCUGAGAUGGUGGAGAGAUCAGCAAAGGGCACGGGGGGUUGCAGCCUGGCCUGUGACUGUCACACGCCCCUCUGAGUUCAGGUCCUUAGCAGAGGGGCGAGGCUUGCUGGAAAUAGGCCACAGGAGCGCGUCCAGAGAGACAACUGCUGGUGGAGGGGAGGAAGCCGUGGCCCUGUCCCGCGGCUUUGCCGUGGGAGCCCAUGGGUGCAGACGGAAGCCACCGAGACUGUUCUUGCCAGACCUGGCCUGCUCCUCCUCCCUCAGCUGCCGGCAACACCCCCACCCACUGCUGGAGCCCCUGUCCCUGCCCGAAGUGGCUCCCAGUUCCCAGGGCGGAGCCAGGCCGGCUGGGAGGGUCCUGGGAUUCCCUCCGCAGCCCCCUGCUGAGGACCACAGCAGCUAAGGAGGGGUGGAGAAGUAGCAGAAAUGAGCCAGGCUGCCGUUCACCCCUGCCCAGGCUGGGCAGAACAAGCUGGGGGUUGGGGCUAGGGCUGGGCUCUGUUCUCUCCGCCGUGAGAGGGGCGAGUGCGAGCCUUUGGUUUUUAAAAGCCCGAGGCCACACCAUCUGACAGUCACUUUCUCACUUGGGUCAUCCGAAGUCGCCCACUGAUCACACCGUCUCUUGCUUCCAUGUAACCCAGCGAGGGCAGGGCCACCUGCUCACCCGCGGAGCAGGAAGCAGAGGCCGGGCCGGGGCUGCAGGGAACGGUGGUGGUGAGAGUUACAGGGACGGCGACAGCCAGGACCCUGAUGGGGAGCAGGUGGACACCCCGGCUGGUAGUGACAAGGCGUCUCAGGAAAUGUGUUUAAAACGCGUUCCCCUCGAGCCGCUCGGGUUGCUUGUUUGGACACGCGCUGGACAGGCGACAUCCCCGGCCCCUUCCCACCUGGGCCCAAGCAGCAAACGGGGGAACACUGUGGUUUCUGUGCCCAGAACACAGGGCAAGGCCACCUGCGCUACAGCGGGUGAAGGGAGCCACCUGGGAGUGGUGGCAGCCGCAGUCCCGUUCCCUCCAUAUGUCAGGGGCCGCCUGGGAGGGGCAGGAGCCCGCCCAGCCGUGAUCCCCGUCCAGGCCAUUGUGUGGGCUCCAGUUGACCGUGUAAAGUCCCUCACAGCCAUCAGUCAGUCUCAUCACAACCCUAAGCCUGAAGCCCACAAAUUCCAAAGACUUUUUUUUUAAACCUUAAAGAAGAAAUUAAUUUGUUAAUGCCAAAAGAACAAUUGAAUAUACUGGGCUAUUUGUACUUUUUUAUGGAGAACUUUAAUAACUCGAUUCUAAUUUUAAAAUUGAGUUUUUACAAUAAAGCUGAAGUCACCACUGUCAAUUUCACAAGAUUCCGAUUCCCGUGGAGUCUGUAGGCGGACUCCAGCGGGGUCAGCUAGAGCGCCCCCUACCAGGCCUUUCCGAGGCGAUGGGGUGUGGAGUAGUGAACACCAGAGACAAGUCUAGAAGCUUUCAGAUAACAGCUUUAGGGCCCCCAUCCGGACGUAGCCCUAGGGGAGCAUUCCCAGGGGUCUGGGGUCCCUUCCGUUGCUCUGGGAGACGUUGUGACUACUUUUGCCAGGAGGAGGGGACGCCUCCUCACUUCUGUCCCCAGUCCCCUGGGGUCCCCAGGUCUCCUGUUGGAAAGGAUUCAGAGAUGCCCUUUAAGGGAAAUCCCUCACUCUCCCAAGACGUAGGAGGCGGGGCGGCCUCACCUGCUGGCGUCAGGGUUUUGUUCACGUGGGAGGAGCCAGAACCCCCGACACCCCCCCCACACUUUGCAGAGAGCAGGUGUCAAGUCUGCCUUUUAAAGGGCAGCUUUGCGGUUUCUGAUCAGACAACCGUGUCUGUGUCUCCUCGGCUUGACUAAGGCCUCCGUUCCUGGGGUCGUUGCCAGCUUUGUGUCUGUCCUCUCUGGAAGGUGAGCCCUUGCUUGGGGGCUUAGUGCCCGAGCAUCCUACAUGAAAGCAACCUCCUGGCUGGAGUCUAAAGUCUCACCUGCUACCCUCUCCCUGUAGGGUCUUUCGGAAUAUCUUUUAUAGAUGGUCAGACACAUUUGAAAUCCUUGCUUUUUGCUACAUGAUGUGUGUGCGUGUGUGUGUGUGCGCGCGCACGCGUGCGUGUGUGUUUAAAUCAUUAACUCAGAAGCAUCAUGUAAGACGCCAAGUCUGCACGGAGGAAGAGACGGAAGGUGAGGGUUGUUUCCUUUCUGUAUAAGCACCUGUUGGCAAAACGUUUGGCUAGCGAGCAGGUGAGAUGGACAUGCUCCCCUCCCAUUUGUAUAACCUCUGACCUCGUUUGCAUGAGCUGCUUUGUUACACCCCCUAAUUGUGGUUUGGAAGCCAGUGUGUAUGAAUAAAGAUAAUGAUCAUUCCUCA
Oryctolagus cuniculus (rabbit) is the source of this 8309-nucleotide messenger RNA. RefSeq names its product protein kinase C alpha (gene PRKCA). Gene Ontology annotation, molecular function: ATP binding; zinc ion binding; diacylglycerol-dependent serine/threonine kinase activity. Gene Ontology annotation, biological process: protein phosphorylation. Lineage: Eukaryota; Metazoa; Chordata; Mammalia; Lagomorpha; Leporidae. The record is from RefSeq and is a predicted model, not a curated record.